Molecule: messenger RNA, 4998 nt
Organism: Frieseomelitta varia
Lineage: Eukaryota; Metazoa; Arthropoda; Insecta; Hymenoptera; Apidae
Gene: loco
Product: regulator of G-protein signaling loco
Exons: 14
Coding region: 539-4687 (1382 amino acids)
Biological process (GO): signal transduction
Molecular function (GO): protein binding; GTPase activator activity
Source: RefSeq, a predicted model, not a curated record
GAUGUAAAUGAAAGAAAAGUGGAGGGAGUGAAAGGAUAGAAAUAAAAAAAAAAAGAAUAAUCAGAUUGCCAAAAUAUUUUGUAUGGUUAUUCGUGCAUUUAGAUGCACGAGAUAAAUAUUAGUGUGCGUUUCGAUGAUAAUAAUAAAGAUAAAAAGAUAUGUAAAAUAUUUUGAAAAAUCGUUUUGAAGUUUGGUCAUACAGUACAUAAUAGUGUGAGAGAAAGAGGUGUAAAAGCGCAGAAAGAACGCCGUCAAGAACUGCAGCAUAAACGGUCGAAAUCAAUUUCAAAUAGGUAUUGAUUAUAGAUGAUCUACUGAGUCGGUGCGAUAAAGAAUAAAAAAUUAUUCGACUUUCAUGAGUUUCGCUUAUUCUUCGGAAAUCGGUUGAAAGGGACUGGUAGAAAUAGAAUUUAAAGCAAAAUGAUUCGAGAGUUUUUUUUUGGAACGUGAAAGUAUUAGGUAAAUGAUUAACCUCGACUGACAAUUCAGAAGUAUAAGUUGAUACUUGUAUGGAAAUUGAUGAAAAGAAAAUCUAAGAAUGCACCAAAACAGAAAGAAAAAAAAGCGAGUGAAUUACGGUGUAAGAGCAGUCGAGGUAUUACGUGGAAUGAAGGGAUUUGGUUUUACGAUCUCUGGACAACAACCUUGCAUAUUGAGUUGUAUCGUUCCUGGAAGUCCAGCAGAUAUCGCUGGAUUAAGAGCCGGCGAUUAUUUAGUAUCUGUCAAUGGUCAUAAUGUUAGCAAAUUGCCCCAUGACGAUGUUGUGCAAUUAAUUGGCCGUUCAAAGGGUAUUUUAAAGUUACAAAUAGCUGAGAAUUAUUACUCCGAUUCGUCUGAUGAAGAGGGAGUGACAGCAGUACGCUGCAAACCCAAAUACAUUCAUAAACCUCGCGCAAGUAACAUGGGAGCACUGCAAUUGCAAUGUAGAGUUGCUAAAGUUGUACGAGACUUACAAAGCGGUGCUAUGUUUGAUGUAGCAGGGAAAACACCGCCUGAACUACAAAAUCAUGGAACUUACUGCAAUUUACAUUAUCAUUGGGAUAUGUCUAGUCCUCUUCCACCACCACCACCGCCAGCUUCUCAUAAAAGAGAUUCUGAAAAGAUAGUACAUAGAACAGUUGUUGGUUACCUUGGAACUAUAGACAUUCCAAAUCAAUUGCAUCCAUCUUGUAUGAUGCAGGUGUUAAGAAAGUGUAUUAAACGAUUGAAAGCUGAAAAAAGAAAUCCAACUACAGUAUUGCUAACCAUACAUGUGGCAAAUAUAAAGCUAACCAAUUCGGAGAAUCGUGUUAUAGCAGAGUAUCCGUCCUAUAGAAUAAUAUUUUGUAAUUCUUUCUCUGAGCAAGAUAAACAGUAUUUUGGAAUAUUGACGAAAUCUGUUAAGGAUAAAGAAAAUAUUGUUUCAAAUUCCUGCCAUGUUUUUACAAUUUACUAUAAAUUGAUUGAUCAUAUAGUACAUUCUAGUGUAUGCAAUAUAUUUGGAUUUACAUGCACCAAAACUUCUGAGCUAAAUGUAUGUCAGGAAUUUCCAGACAGUUGUAAUAGUCUGAUUGGUGCUAUACAAACAUUGUACAUAUCAGAUUCAACAGCUACUGAUACAAAUCCAUACAAUGAAAUGCGAAGACAUCAAGAAACUGCUUCACCACAACCAAGCAAUAUAAGUACAUCAACAGCUCAUUCGAGUAAUAGUGAUUCUGGAAUUGGUUAUAAAGAUGAUUGUACAAGUCGUUCAGAUAAAAAUAUACAAAAUAUUCCCCGAAGAAGAUGUCCAACUUCAGAAUACAGGGAUGCGUGUGAAUAUUCGUCAAGAUCAUACGGUAACGAAGCUGUAGAUUUAAGAUUAACGGUACGGGCUGUAUCAAACUCAUGUUGGAAUGAAGCAAAUAAAUUGAAUAUGUGCAAAGAUAAUUUAGAAUUGCCUCGUGAAAGUGUGAUUUUUAAUGAUUUUUGCAAUGGAAUGAAUACGUGUACAGAAACGAUCGAAAAUUCUCGGAUGAAUUCUGACAUACAAAAGGGAACGAAGAGGGGGGACUUGCCCACCUGCCCAUUGCCAUCUGCUUCAACAGUUAAGCAGGGGUUGCUUAGUUCGUCCGUUUGCACCACCGCGAUGCUACACGGUUUAAAAGAUCCUGUUGAGACAUCCGAUGAUUCCGCAAUUAAAUCCCAACGAUUGUUGGGAUUUACGAAAUUAGCGGAAUCGAAAGAAAUUGACAUACCAGAUAAAUUUAGUCCAAAAGUCUUUUCUGGUAUUUCCAAAUCUUUAGUACAUAGUUUUGAAGAUCUUAAUACAAGCAUGGAUUAUGUUCGACCGCUCUGUCAAACUUAUUCAGAUAAAUCGGAUAAUUCACGUCCUUGGGGAAGCUUGCAAGAAAUUCGGAAUGUUGGAACCUGUGUGCAGAAUAUCUGUUUGCACGGUAGUACACAAUUAUGCGAUAAAAAUACUGAUUGUAAAAAUAUACAUGCAUGGGCCAAUGGUUUUGAAAAAUUAUUGGAAGAUCCAAAAGGUUUACAAACAUUUGCGGAAUUUCUGAAAAAGGAAUUUAGUCAUGAAAAUAUUUAUUUUUGGGCUGCUUGUGAGAGAUACAAAGAUACUAAAGAUGUUAUUACAAGACGGAAGUUGGCAAAUCAAAUUUACCAACGUCACUUGUCCUCUACAGCAGCUGAACCUGUAAAUGUCGAUAGCCAUGCAACAGGUCAAAUAACACAAGAACUUCUAAGCGAAGCACCUGCUGAUCUUUUUUUGCAGUUUGUAUUUUAUUUUCAGGCUCAAAAACAGGUUUUUAAUCUAAUGAAAUUCGAUAGUUAUCCAAGAUUUUUAAGAUCUGAUUUAUAUCGUCAUUGUGUAGAAACAGGAAAUUCCAUAAUUGGAGCAGAAGAUUGUGAUUUAAAUCUUACCAGUUCUUCUAGUGUAAAGUUAAAGAAGAGUCACUCAGAUGCAGAAGAUCGAUGUAGAAAAUCCAUUCUUCCAUGGAAUAGAAAAAACAGGUCUAAAUCAAAAGAUCGUGGCGAAUCUGAAUACAAUAAAGGUCCUAAUAGAAAUGAGACUAUAUACAAGAGUUUUACAACUAUGAAAAGAGAAACAGAAGGUAAUAACAACGAUGACAGUAUUUCUAUAUCUAGCAGCAGAUCUUCAUUAGCAUCAUGGGAUUUGGCAUUAAGGCAGUCAUUUCACAAACAUUCUUUCUCGUCCUAUGAAGGACAGUCGAAUGAAACGAAAGAAAUUCGUGCUAAAUGUACUGGAUUAUGUCGGGUAAUAUUACCCGAUGGGUCGACUACAGUUGUGCCAACUAGCCAAAUGGAGAGUAUUAAAGAUGUGGUUACACGCCUCCUUGAUAAAAGAGCUCUUCGAUAUUCUAACUAUGAUGUUCUAAUCCUAGCUACAGACGAGACUAUAGAUACGAAAUAUCCAUCAUCUGUACUGGCUGGUCAAGAGGUGGAAGUUGUACCAACGAAAAUAUUGAAAGUAGAUUUACCUUCCCGGCGAACGAUAACUGUGAUUGCACAUAAAGGCAGAACUCUUAAAGAUGUAUUGAGGCCACUCCUAAAUAAGUAUGGUUUUAAUUUAGAAAUAAUUACUGUAUGGAAUGAAAACCACCGCAUUAGUAUGGAUAUACAAGCUAUUGAUGCUCCUGCAAGACUGGUUUUGACCAACAUAAAAGAUCAAGAUCCACAAAAGGAGUUAAAUACAAUUAAGUACGUACAUGAUGGAUCAAAUUCUCAAUCCACUCUAGAUGAGAUCACAAAUAGAGUAUUUGAAGAACUUUUGGUGGGCAAAGGUUCAAGUAAAUAUCAUUAUAAUGAUGGUUCGUGUAAGUCUGAUGAUCAACGUUCGGAAGGUUCCUCUAUUUUACCAAGCAAAUUUUUUCUUCGAGAUUCUACAAUGCAUGGAAAGAAGAAGGGAGGAAAACCUAAAUGUAACAUGAAUGAAAAAACUAAUACGAACGAUUAUGUUUCCGAAGAAACUACGAAAUCUCAUCCUCCUUUAAUAGCAAAAUGGCGGAAUGGAGUGAAGCUACAAUUACCAGGAAAAUUCGACGGUGAAGAUUUAUACGAAGGUUUAAAACGAGCACAAAGGUCUAGAUUGGAAGAUCAGAGAGGCACGGAAAUCAAUUUUGAAUUACCAGACUUUCUAAAGAACAAGGAAAAUGGUAAGCCGACGGAUCGCAACAAAGUUCGGAGACCUAGGAUAAUAUCUGCCAAUUGCGAAGCAAAUGCCAAGUUUUAUAGUUCGAUUCAUGAACGACAAAACUGUGGACAUGAUCAAAAUACGACGACAACUACAACAUCAAUAACAUCGAUAACAACAACAUCAAACACAACUAAGACGUUGGCUUUAGCAAAGAAUGGAAAUCUUGAUGAACGAUUCCACGUAUUUGCUACUGGAAAGGAGUUGCAGAGUAAGUCUUCAGAUAAUUCGUUCAUAUUAGAUACAACUUUGAUGGACGGAGAUCGGACCGUUUUAGAAAAUGGAUCUUGCUCCCGAACUACUGCUUUGGAUUCUUUUGAUACUCAAGGCAACUCGCUAGGUGUAAAAUCAUCGAGACCUCCACCCCUUCCGCCAAAGCCAAAAAAUCUUAUAACGUGUGCAGCAAAAACUGGAUAUAUCGUGUCUUCGAAAUCUUUACCAAAGUCUAAUCGUGCCGUUUCUUUAAGUCCAACCGAAUUUACUCGGAAAAAUAUUUUAUAACGUGUUACAUUGAAAAAACGACAGUCAUGUGUCACAUAUUUUCGUAUCUAGUGUACGAAAUGUACCACAAAAUGAGCGAUCAUGUCUUCUAAUUAAUUAUAUAUGUAAUAUAAAGUUAUAUACAAAGCAAAAUGUUGGUACGAAAAGAUUUGUAUUUGUAGUAUUAUUAUUGUAGAACUAUGACGAUUAUGAGUACAAUUAUGUAUUAUUGCACUUCGUCUCGAUUGGUAAGGUGCCCGAUCCUCAAAGAUAUCUUUAUACACAAUGUAUUUUUAAUCAUAAAAAUUAUAUCUAUUUAUGAUGUUUUUACG